Ylistrum balloti is the source of this 2046-nucleotide messenger RNA. RefSeq lists its product as uncharacterized. Lineage: Eukaryota; Metazoa; Mollusca; Bivalvia; Pectinida; Pectinidae. The transcript has 13 exons. The record is from RefSeq and is a predicted model, not a curated record. Bases 1 to 2046 code for a protein of 681 amino acids.
AUGGAGAGAAGCCUGCAGCGUCGUGAAAGUUUCCCUAAAGUCUCCAUACCUCAGUCAGAUGUUUUAACAAAAAGGAGACUGAGUUUUGCUACGGUUGCCAAGAAAGCUCUUCAGCACAAGAGAGAGGAUGAGCGGGAAAGAGAGAGGAAUGAGCUGAAAUCUCGGAUUGAAGAACUAGAACACUACAGAACAAAGCAUGAUGAUCUCCUGCAGGAAAACAAGAUACUGCAGAAAAAGGUUGAUCAAAUGUAUCUUGGACAAAAUGAUUCAAGUCAAAAGCUCCUUAAAACGAUGGAGCUGAAUGAAAGACUUCGUUUAGAUAGCAAGAAAAAGACGGAGCAGAUUGAGAAGUUUCAGCGGGACACACGCUUCAUGGAAGAUCGUAUACGGAACCUGGAAAUCAGAGCUUCUGAAGUAGACAAGGCUGAACUUAUUCUGGAAUCGACCAAACAGAAUUUGGAAUCUACAUUAGCCCAGCUUAGAGGACGCGAACAUGAAAUAAGAAAACUGACGUCAGAACAGGAAGAAACAGACAAAAAGUUAGAGCAAGCGUACAAAGAGGUCAAAGAAAUGGAGACAAAGACGCAGGACCUGAAGUACCAAGUACGACAGGAGCUAAUGAAGAACGAAAAUAUAGAAAAGAAUUUGGAAACGAUUCCUAGAUUGAAAGAAGAAAUAGAGGAAAAAGAGCUACACAUCCAGAGCAUGCAGAAAGAGCUCGAGGAGAAGACAAUUUUACUGACCACAUCAAGGAAGGCUGUACGGGAAUAUCGGGAACAGCUGAGGGACUUAGAGAGGACAGCAUCACAGUCUGAGAACCUGAAAGAGGAGCUAGGAAUUGUCCAGUGUGAAGUCACUACUCUCAAAAAGCUGCUACAGGGAAAAGAUUACCUCAUUUUGCAGAAGUCCAAGGCAUUAGAUCUGGCAAAGGAUGCAAUCAUCACCAUGAAACAGUCAACAGAGAGAGAACAGAUAGACAAAAUAGUUCGUCUUCUGGAGAAGAUUGGAAACCAACAACCACAAUAUAAACCAUCUGGCAGCGUGAGUUCCAGUGACCACACCUUCAGUGAUACCCAAGGCAGUGGAGACCACCUCUCACCACAGUCAGGCCGGAACAAGGCUUUCCCCAAACAAAAUAAUGGACCGGACAUAGAUGUGAACAAACACCCUUAUUCCGGUGAGAUGGAGAAAAAGUCAUAUUACAGAAAGCGUCCGGUGUCUGCAGAUAUCAUACAAGAACUUUUAAUGGGUAGUAAUGAAGAUCUGCGUUCAAAAACUGCCAUAGUAAGGCCCACAGUCAAACGGACGUCCUCAUACAAGGAGACAGCUAGCAUCGCGAGAACUCAUUCGUCCCUGUCAAAACGGUCACACCAGUCGAGCGAGCCAUCCUCAGGACGAAUGUCGGCUGUUGACCGUAAACACACGAGUAACUGUUUUGAAAGGACAGAAGGCACUUCAUACAGUAGAAACAGUAUGAAUUAUGAUUCUAUAAGUCAACGAACACAGUCCCCACGUGGCACAUCACCUUGGAUACAUAGGUCAAGGUCAGAGCAGUCACUCAGUAGCGAACUGUCGUCAUUGUCUUCAGCCAAUUUGACUAAUUCCACAAGUACAGCUUUAAUAUCAAAACUGGCCAAACUUUCUUCCCGACAGAAAGAGGAUAUUUUGUGUAAAUUUGUGUCUCUCGGGGAUAGGAUUUUAUUCAGUGUGCCCCAGAAGCCUCCACGUUACGGCAAGAAAAUUGUUCCAAAGCCGAAGAUCUAUACUGGUAUCGUGAAGUACCGAGGCACUCUGGAUAAAGCUGGUUUUGACCCCCGUAUGUAUGUAGGAGUGAGGCUGGAUGAUCCAGUCGGUGAAACAGAUGGAAUGUACAAGGGAAAGCGUUAUAUGUAUACCCAAUAUGACGAGGGGAAAUUCUUUAAGUUGCUAGAUGCUACAUCGGUUCUGGAUGUUGAGGAUGGAAAGUACAAGCUGCUGUCUUCAUUACUGUGUAAGCAUAUACAGGACAGGACAACACCGGACGCAGACAGGACAACGAUAUGUUAA